AUGCAAGUGAGGAAAAAUCAGAAAAUCUACAUUCCAAUUGUACAUAAAUCAGACUUUCAGAUGAUUUUUCUAAUUGGAUCAAAUGAUACUCAAUGUUGGUUUCGCUUCCAAGUGACAGAGGCUUGUGCUUUUGCAGAUGCAAAGGAGGAAAGUAUGGAGGGGAAGAAAUUGAGAAUUUGCACCAAUGCCAGACUAUUAUUUCUUAUCAGAAGUUUUAUAAUUCAGUUCUGCACUGAGUUUUUGUCACGCCCCGAGAUCAAGACUUUUUCGCCACCACUAUCAGCCGUUGUAUCAACCUCAGAAAUCCUCAAUGGUAGUUGUGUCUCACGCAUGUUCAUACUGAAUGCAUUCAUUUUAUUUCAUGAAGGGUAUUGUGAAAGCCUUGAGAAGCUACCUAAUACCUUGCACAACUUCACAUCUCUUCAGGAGCUACAGAUUGAAAACUGCCCGAAAUUGAUUUCUUUUUCGGAGAUUAACUUGCCUUUUACUCUGAAAAAGCUGGUGAUAAGUAAUCAUAACAAAUUGCAGUAUUUUCUAGAUGGAGAAAGUAUUAAUACAAAUGAUUUCCUCCUUGAGCAUUUGGAGAUUGCAUCAUGUCCAUCUCUUAUAUCUUUAUCUUCAAGACAUGAGCUACCAUUUAAUCUUCAACAUCUCAAGAUCAAAGAUUGCUCAAAAUUGGCAUCCUUAUCAUCAAGUGGCAAGUUGCCUAUAGGGCAUAAGCACCUAACUAUUAGGAAUUGCCCUGAGCUGGAAUCCAUAGGGCAAGAAUUUUACAACAACAUUUUGCUUGAAUUUAUUUAUAUUAGCUGGUGUAGAAAUGUUAAACAUUUCCCCCAAGGACUGGACAAGCUCAUUAAUCUUCAGGCAAUUGUAAUAGAAUAUUGUCCAAGUCUGAUUUCCUUCCCAACAAGUGGGUCGCCUAACACCAACCACAAAGUGCUCUGCAUUUAUAAAUGUGAAGAACUGAGGGGUUUGCCCAAGUACAUUCACAACCUCACCUCACUUCAAGAAUUGGAGAUAUCAAAUUAUCCACCACUACAGGGGUUUUGGUUUUUAGCGACGUUUUUUUAA
This is a messenger RNA of Durio zibethinus, 1071 nucleotides long. NCBI's taxonomy places the organism in Eukaryota, Viridiplantae, Streptophyta, Magnoliopsida, Malvales, Malvaceae. The record is from RefSeq and is a predicted model, not a curated record.